AGCGAAAGAACAAAAACCACAGUAAACCUUCAUCUCUCUUUCAAAGACUCCUGCUGUCAUUUCGAUCGCAGCCAUGAUCGGGGUCCAAGAAUCGAAGGCGGUCUUCUCUCUGCUGAGCUCGUCGGAGUCUCGCCCCUUCGAUGAGAUCUUCAGUGACUUCAGCUCUCAGUUCCCGCGCGAUUCCCGUUUCAGGAUCUGCUGCGCCAUUGCGAUCCUCUUACAGGAGAAGGUUCUCAACUCAAGCGAGCGUUUGGGUGCAUUUGCUAUCCUGCAUCAGGCUUAUUCCUCUCAGCCACCCUCUUCUAACCCUUUUCUUUCCUUUCUCAUAGAUGCUGCAUGUGAUGAUGAGGCUGAGCAAACAGAAACAGUGUUUAUUCAGCUGUUGUUGGGAUCAAUUGCUGCAACUAAAGACAAAGAGGCUCUGAAGCUGUCAGCUGCAGAUUACCUGAAAGGAUUUGAUUCCUCAUCAUAUGUUUUAUGGCAGCGGGAACAGUUGCAAAAGCAACAUGGUUAUGAAGUGCAAGCUGAGGCCUAUAACAGUUUUUUCGGAGCUGCAUCCGUAAAGAACAUUUUAUCAGAUCCAGACAUACCUCGUGGCUGCGAUCCAAACUCGGCAGAAUUUAAGCCUGCACCGCCGAGAACCAAACCAAGAAUAGGGUCUGGGAAUAGGGAUGCUGCUAUAACCGAUUUGCUUCAGAACUCGCGUUUAGAAGGACUAGGCCCCCAAUGGAUACGACCGUUGCCACCAAUGCUUCCAGUGCUCGAUGGAGAGCUCAUGUGGCUCAAUCCUGACAACAACCAUGAGUUAUUAUGGGAUCAUGGCAUGUGUGCUGACACAAGUCGUGGGGCAGCACUCAGAGAUUUGAUAGCAAAAGCCUUGAAGAGCCCACUUAUGCCUGCUCAACAAGAGCAAGUCCUCCUAGAGCUUAAUAAUGACCCAAAGCUCGUCUAUCACUGUGGCAUUACUCCUCGGAAGUUACCAGAAUUAGUGGAAAACAACCCUCAUAUUGCUGUUGAAGUUCUAAUAAAGUUGAUGAAUUCUACUGAAAUUGCAGAGUAUUUCACUGUUCUCGUGAAUAUGGACAUGAGCCUACAUUCUAUGGAAGUUGUGAACAGGCUUACAACCUCUGUUGAGCUCCCAACAGAGUUUGUGCACAUGUACAUCACAAAUUGCAUAUCAUCCUGUGAAAACAUCAAGGACAAGUACAUGCAGAACAGACUGGUGAGAUUGGUUUGUGUUUUUCUACAGAGUCUCAUCCGAAAUAAGAUCAUAAACGUGCAAGAUCUUUUCAUCGAAGUUCAAGCUUUCUGCAUUGAGUUCUCCAGGAUCAGGGAAGCUGCAGGCUUGUUCAGGCUACUAAAAACUUUGGAACUACUAAAAACUUUGGAAUAGAUUAUCCAUGUCCUUUAUCCAUCUUUUAUGCAUCUCUAGAUUGGUAAUCAUUCUAUUCUACAUCUGUCCUGUACACCAUGUGUAUUUCUUCUGCUCAUAAUACUAUAUUUGGGUGAAAAUUAACAAGACACAUGAUCUUCAUUUUUUUCAUUGAUCAAAAACAGUUGUACUUGUGGUUUAGGAGUUCAUGUCAUUUUAAUGCCUCUUUAGACCUCAGGGAAAUACAAUGUAUAUAUCAAAUUUUAUAUGUCAUUUGCUUAUGUUUAUGUGUA
Molecule: messenger RNA, 1665 nt
Organism: Asparagus officinalis (garden asparagus)
Lineage: Eukaryota; Viridiplantae; Streptophyta; Magnoliopsida; Asparagales; Asparagaceae
Product: CCR4-NOT transcription complex subunit 11-like
Exons: 12
Coding region: 74-1393 (439 amino acids)
Biological process (GO): negative regulation of translation; mRNA catabolic process
Cellular component (GO): CCR4-NOT complex
Source: RefSeq, a predicted model, not a curated record